Molecule: messenger RNA, 489 nt
Organism: Dovyalis caffra
Lineage: Eukaryota; Viridiplantae; Streptophyta; Magnoliopsida; Malpighiales; Salicaceae
Source: the annotation of a GenBank genome assembly
AUGUUCUUACCUUGCAGAAUCAAUUCUGUCAGCACAGUCCAGCUUUUGAAAACAAUGCUGCAACCAGGUGUGGAAGAACUCACGAACAGUUAUGGGCAUGAGAAAGUGAUUGCUAAGACCGAAACUACACAGAAUUUGGAAGACGUCAAAAUUGUUUAUCCUAGAAAAGCGGCUAUUGACGUCAAAGAAUUUUUCAAGCAGGAAGAAGCUUUGAAGCGUGAUAAGAAGAAGCAACUUGUGAAACUGAAAGCUAGAGCUAUUGUUAGCAAAUCUAUCCUUUUGGCUCGAAUAUUGACAUCAAAUGGUAAAAUCCAGAUUGCACAGGGGAAGGGUGCCAUAGGGACCUAUGCUAAUUUUCUUGCUAUUGUUCAAAUUCGAACUGACAGAUUAGAUGUUGGGAAGAAGUUUGCAAAGAAUGGCAGAAACAGUCAUGACAGAACCUUGGGAUUGCAGAUUAUAGCAAGGAACUGCAAUCGAACCAGCUUUUAA